UGCAUGGAAGCGUAUGUUUUGCUCCAAUUCGAACCCCUCCCAAAUUUGGCCUUCAUAAGUGAUUCCUAACAUCUUCGUUGAAAAUAAUCUUCGGGGGUUAGCUGUUUGUUUUACUUUCAUCAACUGCACACCAAACCAAUCGAAAAUUGAAAUCAAAUCACUUUAACCAACAUACGAAAAAUUGUCUCCUCCUAGGAGAGACCCUCACACCACUAUCGUCAAAGUUGGUCACAACUCCAAAUCUGCAAAUCCCUGUUCCAAACGGCCCUCUUCCAAGUUUAAUGUAAUUGAUUAGGUCUCCGACUUUUCCCAAUAACUAACAUCGUGAAGCUUUCAAUCGAGACGGGAAAUUAACCUUUGGCUUGAGAUGUCCACCAUGAAGAACAUCCGCAAUUCUUCAAAUUUUUCUAAUUGUUGCUGAAUGACCAGCUAUGGCAAUUACGCAUCGCAAGAAAGAUGGGGUUCAACCAGAUCGACAAUGGAGGACGCAAGAGAUAACAUCGACAGAGAUCCCACUCCUUCAACCUCAGCUCAAACCACGAAAUCGAAGAGAGCCUCAUCGCACGUGGAAUUCAGCGAGAAGUGCCGGGUCUGCAAAGAGCCCGCCACGCGGCAUCUUCAUUAUGGCGCCAUUGUGUGCUUUUCUUGCAAGGCCUUUUUCCGACGAGCUAUCCAGAACAAUGUCUACAAUCUUUUUAAUUGCUCUGUGGAUAACAAUUGCGAAAUGAAUGGUAUCAGCCGAAAGCAUUGCCAAAAGUGCCGCUGGGAAGCUUGCCUAAGUGUAGGCAUGAAUGGCAAUUGGGUUCUGUCCAAAGAGGAGCGCUUGGAUCGGCAAAAUCGGCGGAGGGUUUCGCAAGUUAGUCCGGAAUCGGGAGACCCCGACAAUCCCCCGAUCAUUGCUCAAAUAUCCGACACUUCCCACCAAACAUCGAGCACAAAAAAUAAUGAAAGCUGUAACGAGGGAUCUGCCAAAUGGAUUUCUCGAGAAGCCAGCACCUCAUCCAACGAUCGCGACUCGCCACCGUUGUCGAGUGGAUCAAGUAACGACAGUUCAAGCCCAGAGGUGACGGUCCCACGUCUCAUCUCCGGGGAUGUGAAUGAGGAACGAUUUAUUCAAAAGAUCACUUGUAUUUACGACCAACAGUUCUUGUCUGUUUCUUUGGGAGAAGUGAUCAUCAAGGAGAUGAUCGUGAGCUCAUUGUAUAAUGUUCCCAUUUCGGUGUCUUCGUCCCUCUCGGCGUACAGAUUGAUGGUGAGUAGGGUGACCAAAAUUGCCAACAGCUUUGACACGUUCUUCAACCUCCCCAUUCAAACGAAGAUGGCAUUGCUGAAGAAGAAUGCAGAUCCCAUGGUGCUCAUCAAUGGGGCUACGUUCUUCUCCGAGAGUGCCUCGGAUCAAAUUAAAGUUUCACUCGGGGCUGAUGACAAAGAGGCGUCCAUGCUUUUGAUCGGUCGUUCUGAAAAAUCCAUUAAGUCUGCCAAGGCCAUCACGUAUUGGAAUUGGAACUCCAUUCAAUGCCACCAUAAUCAGGAUGUUGAAGAGAUGUUUUCCGAAAACAUGGAACGCUUGGGAAACCUUCUGGACCACAAUCCCACCAUCUUGAAAGUGUUCUCAUUUGUGGUAUUGCUUUGUACCGACGGAGUGGACUUGGAUCAGGGUCUUUUAGCUGAGAUCGAAGGCUGCCAGUUGUCUCUUCUUCAUGUAUUAGAGCGUUAUCUUCAUCGCCUGUAUGGUCAAACCAUGGCUGGGUCGAUCUUUGGGAGUCUGGUAAAGGCCAUGGGGGAUUUAAGAAGUAUGAGCAUUGUUAACGCCACCCGACAAUUUACUUCAGCAGCCAUCAAAUCGCAAGACCUUGCCUCACUCCAAUCUGUGUCAACUACAUCAUAAGUGAAUUUAUCCAUGUCUUUUUCAUUGCAUUUGAUGUGAAUAAACUAAUCCUUUGCUUGUUCCAACCUUUACAA
Messenger RNA from Tigriopus californicus, 1962 nucleotides. Its product is annotated as vitamin D3 receptor-like. Gene Ontology annotation, molecular function: nuclear receptor activity; zinc ion binding; RNA polymerase II cis-regulatory region sequence-specific DNA binding. NCBI's taxonomy places the organism in Eukaryota, Metazoa, Arthropoda, Copepoda, Harpacticoida, Harpacticidae. The transcript has 2 exons. The coding region runs from base 422 to 1888 and encodes 488 amino acids. Gene Ontology annotation, biological process: positive regulation of transcription by RNA polymerase II; cell differentiation; negative regulation of transcription by RNA polymerase II. The record is from RefSeq and is a predicted model, not a curated record.